CUCUUAAGCUCUCAGCACUUCUCUCUCUCUCUUUCUCUCUCUCUCUCUCUCUCUCUCUCUCAGGCUCUCCUUCAUGGGGCUCAAUGGAAUGGCUCGUUGCUCUGCCACACCAACAAGGGAGCACGAGAUGGACUUGAGAAAAGGUCCCUGGACUGUGGAAGAAGAUCUUGUGCUGAUGAACUAUAUCGGUAGCCAUGGCGAGGGCAAGUGGAACUCACUUGCCCGCUGUGCAGGUCUCAGAAGAACGGGCAAGAGCUGUCGGCUUCGAUGGAUGAACUAUCUCCGCCCGGAUGUCCGCCGCGGUAACAUCACUCCCGAAGAGCAACUCCUCAUCCUCGAGCUUCACUCUCGUUGGGGAAACCGGUGGUCGAAGAUAGCGCAGCGGUUGCCGGGGCGGACCGACAACGAGAUCAAGAACUACUGGAGAACGAGAGUGCAAAAGCACGCGAGGCAUCUCCGGUGCGACGUCAACAGCAAGCAGUUCAAGGACGUCAUGAGGUACCUGUGGAUGCCUCGGCUGGUCGAGAGGAUCCGGGCGGCUUCCGGCAGCUCCGCCACCUGCGUGCAUCAGAAUGUUGCAGCUCCAUCGACUCGCGAAUGGCCCGCAGAGGGAAGUGUUGAGCUUGGUCAAGCGAAGACCAGCCCGGACGACUCCGAGUUGCAGCUCUCGUCAGCUUCAGAGUCCGACGACUGCUUCGCCAACAGCAUGCAGGGAUGUGAGAAUGGAAGUGAUGAUUGGUUUCAGGAAGCAGACUUCACUGCUUGUUGGCCGCAGCCUCUGCCAAGUCCUGGAGUUUGUGCUGAUGACUUGGGGUCGCUGGAUUUGGAUGGGUGUGGAUGGGAGGAGAGCUUGUGGAGCAUAGAAGACGUUCGAGGAGAAUGAAGCAAAGGGAAGAUAGAAGAAUGUGUUGGGAAAUCUUAAUUCCUCCCCUCAUUUUCUCCUCUAAUUAAGGAACUGUAUCUGAUUCUUUCAGAUUAAUGGACUGUUUAUUCUC
This is a messenger RNA of Musa acuminata AAA Group (dessert banana), 995 nucleotides long. Its product is annotated as transcription factor MYB2-like. Lineage: Eukaryota; Viridiplantae; Streptophyta; Magnoliopsida; Zingiberales; Musaceae. Gene Ontology annotation, molecular function: sequence-specific DNA binding; DNA-binding transcription factor activity. The record is from RefSeq and is a predicted model, not a curated record. Bases 74 to 883 code for a protein of 269 amino acids. Gene Ontology annotation, cellular component: nucleus. The transcript is spliced from 3 exons. Gene Ontology annotation, biological process: regulation of DNA-templated transcription.